AUGCUGGCGGGGGGGCGUGGGGGGUGGAAAGACGAGCUUCUUGGCGCUGGGGGGCUGGUACAGCAGCCUCCUGGGGACCCGAGGCUUCUCCAGCACCAGGCUCUGCGCCCAGAACUGCAGGCCCGCUGCAGGGCAGCGGGCCUGCAGCAUCCGGGGUCUGCAGCUUGGCUUACACCCCCCCGGGAAAGUAAUAAUGUAUCAGUCCUGCGGCCACACACGUGCCUGUGCACAGCGCUCCCAGAACCCUUAGAGGGCGCAUUUCCAGCGACUCCCAGAGGGCACAUUUCUAGAAAGUUCCACGUGUGCACACCGCUCCCAGAACCCUUAGAGGGCGCAUUUCCAGCGACUCCCCGAGGGCACAUUUCUAGAAAGUUCCACGUGAGAGGCACCACAGCCUCACUGCCAUUUUGCGGGUUACCGCCAGGCUCCGGGAACAAGGAAAUGAUGACAGAUAAAGCAGAGGAGUCUACUGUUGGGCCCGAGAAGCAAAUGAAACGUCAUAGAGAACUCAUGACUUCUCCUCUGUGUAAGAGUAGGCUGACCAGGGGGCUGCUGUCAGUGAUGCCGGAAGAAGAGGCAGCAUUCCAGGCCGGGGGCUCAGCCGUGUCUUUGGAAGAUGAUGACCCCAAGGUCGCCAGGAAGUCUGUGCUGUUCGGAAUGAUGCCGGAUACGUUGUCAUUCAAUCCAGAGGCGAUGAAUAGUGAUGUAAAACAUCAAAUCAUGAAGGAAAUUCGCCAGUUUGGACGAAAAUAUGAAAAAAUCUUCAAAUUGCUUGAAGGAAUUCAAGGACCUCCAAAAGUGAGGAGACAGUUUGUUGAAUUUGCCAUCAAGGAAGCAGCAAGAUUUAAAAGACGAGACUUAAUUAAGCACCUUGAGAAGAUACUCGACAAGAUAGAGUCUGACAAAUUUCUCAGCAAAGAUAAGCAUAGCCGAAACCUAUAAUCCUGUUAUCCCAACAAUCAAAAAAUAAGAACCAGAUUGCUGUCUUCUAGAACGGAAUGGGAUAUUGCUGAAGCCUCCUAGCAUGUGUUAGUUAAGAGAAUUGCCUUCCGGAGGCUAAGAAAAAGUUGUUGUAGUUUUAAAAAUUUUAUUAAUUGUUGUUAAUAAAAGCUGGGCUUUUGCCCUACGAGUUCA
Messenger RNA from Felis catus (domestic cat), 1134 nucleotides. RefSeq lists its product as uncharacterized. Gene Ontology annotation, cellular component: integrator complex. The transcript is spliced from 5 exons. Lineage: Eukaryota; Metazoa; Chordata; Mammalia; Carnivora; Felidae. Gene Ontology annotation, biological process: snRNA 3'-end processing. The coding region runs from base 1 to 942 and encodes 313 amino acids. The record is from RefSeq and is a predicted model, not a curated record.